AUUCGCACGUGAAAAAGUAAAGCUCCCUCAGUGAAAUUGUGAAAAUUAAAUAAUUUAAAAAUAUAUUUUGAAAACAUAUUAAUAAAACUAUCAAACAUAAAUUGAUUAAAAGCGAGUUAUUAAAGGAUUGCUCAUAAGUUUUUAUCAUUCGUGUCUUCCGAAUUUCAUUUGAGUACCGCAGUUUGCAGUACUCUUGCAGAAGUGCUAAAUAUUUCUUUUGAAAGUCAUUUCAACAAACUUUUCAUUGACAGAAGAAAAGAAAUUCAAGGACAAUUCUUUAUCUGCUACUAAAUUUAUUUGUAAAACUGUAAAUAAAAAGUUUAAGUGAUUAUAAACUAGUAAACAAAAUAAUCAGUAAUCUGUUUAUCAUAGAGAAAGAAGUAAACAACAUUUCUUCAUCUUAAGCUGAAAGAAAAUUAAUUUGUUCAAAAUAAAAACAGAAUUGUGAAAAUAUCGAGAAAAACAGAAAACGUUCAAAAGAAUUUAGAAAGUUUGUCAGGUGUAAAAGGAAUGGCACCGCCGAAUAGCCCACCGGAUGAUAAUGUCAAGUCUAUAAAAAGUGUUGAUAAUGAGUUGCUAUUGGACUGGGAGGCACCCAAGGCUCAAGGACUUUACGAUCCACAAAACGAACAUGAAGCCUGUGGCGUUGGAUUCAUCGUAGCGAUUGAUGGAAAGCGUAAUCAUAAGAUAUUACGCGAUGCUCAAACGCUGGCUGAGCGAAUGUAUCAUCGUGGCGCUUGUGCCUGUGAUAACGACACUGGUGAUGGUGCUGGAGUCUUGACAGCAAUUCCACAUGAAUUGUAUGCUAAAGAACUAGCUUCGGAGGGCAUUCAAUUACCAGAAUUUGGAAAGUAUGCUACUGGUAUCAUUUACAUGGACAAGAACAGUCAUUUGGAAGCAGAAAAAGACUUUGAAUCAUUGGCAGCAUCGCUUGGAAUAAACGUGCUUGGCUGGCGUGAUGUUCCAAUUAACAGCGAUGCGAUUGGCAUUGUCGCUCGUAAAAGCGAGCCGUUAUCACGUCAAAUCUUCGUGAGUGCAGAUCUUGAUAAAGAAGCUUUGAAGAAGCAAAUUUUUGUGUUGCGUAAGCGAGCAACUCAUGAAGUGACACAGCCUGGCCGACGCUUCUACAUUUGUUCACUCUCAACAUUGACAAUCGUCUACAAGGGAUUGUUUAAUUCGGAUCAACUUUGGCAAUACUACACGGACCUUCUCAAUCCUGACUUUGACACUUAUCUUGCACUCGUGCAUACACGCUUCAGCACCAACACUUUCCCUUCCUGGGAACGAGCUCAUCCCUUACGUGUGCUCGCUCACAAUGGAGAAAUUAACACUUUACGCGGUAAUGUCAACUUCAUGAAGGCUCGCGAAGGUGUCAUGAAAAGUGCAGAAUUUGGAGCAGAUUUGAAGAAACUUUAUCCAGUCGUUGAGCCUAAUUUGUCUGAUUCUGGAUCAGCUGAUUGUGUUGUUGAAUUUCUUACAAUGACUGGUCAAAGAAGACUUCCGGAGGCUGUCAUGACGAUGGUUCCCGAAGCUUGGCAUAACGACAAGACAAUGAGUCAAGAGAAACGAAACUUCUAUCGUUGGUCAGCUUGCGUUAUGGAACCUUGGGAUGGCCCAGCAUUGAUUUCAUUCACUGAUGGUCGUUACAUUGGCGCUGUUCUUGACCGUAAUGGCUUGCGACCAUCACGCUUCUAUGUCAUGCGUGACAACAUUCUUGUCAUGGCAUCUGAAGUUGGUGUUUAUGAUGUUGAUCCUAAAGAUGUCCUUUUGAAGAGUCGCUUGAAACCAGGAAGAAUGUUGCUAGUCGAUACUGAGAAGAAAGCGCUGAUUCAGGACGUCGAGUUGAAGACGAAGAUCGCAAAGUCGCGACCUUAUGGCGAAUGGUUAGAACAACAGAUCUUUUUGGACGAUAUUCGUCGUGAAGAUUUACUGAAGCAUGGAAAUGUCAACGGCAUAAAUCUCCCCAAUGAAUUGAAAAAGUACACAAAAGGUCUGUUCGACCCACGUUUGUCACUUCACGGCUACACCACGGAAACCGUUCAAAUGCUUCUUGUUCCAAUGAUUAAGAAUAAGAAAGAGGCUUUAGGGUCAAUGGGCAAUGAUGCUCCACUUGCUUGCUUGUCACGAUUCCAACCUUUGCCAUAUGAAUACUUCAAGCAAUUAUUUGCACAGGUCACGAAUCCACCAAUUGAUCCUUUCCGCGAGAAAAUUGUCAUGACAAUGCAAUGUCCAAUUGGACCUGAAGCGAACAUCUUAGAGCCAUCAGCUAAGCAAGUUCAUCGCUUGUGGUUGAAUAAUCCAAUCUUGAGUAUUUUCGACAUCGCUAUGUUGAAACGAAGCAAUCAUCGUGACUGGAAAACUGAUGUGAUUGAUAUAACUUUCGAUUAUCGUGAUGGCAUCGAAGGAUACAUCGACACAUUCCGUCGCAUUUGCAAUGAAGCUCAAGCUUCUGCUGAAGAGGGUCAUCAACUUAUUAUUCUUUCUGAUCGUGCUGGUGGACCUGCUAGAUGUCCAGUGUCUUCAUUGCUUGCACUCGGCUGCGUUCAUCAUCAUUUGAUUGAAACACGUCAACGAAUGAAAAUUGGCUUGAUUGUGGAAACAGCAGAAGCUCGUGAAGUUCAUCACAUUUGUGUUCUUCUCGGUUAUGGUGCUGAUGCAAUUUGCCCUUAUCUGGUCUUUGAAUUAGCGAAGUCACUUCGUGACGACGGCGUUUUGGAUCCAUCACUCAGUGACGAUGACAUUUUCACAGCUUAUGCCAAGGCAAUUGACACUGGCAUUGCUAAAGUCAUGGCUAAGAUGGGAAUCAGCACAUUGCAGUCAUACAAAGGUGCUCAGAUCUUUGAAGCUGUUGGCUUGGGAACGGAAGUCAUAGAUCGUUGUUUCCGUGGUACUCAAAGUCGCAUUGGUGGUGUCGGCAUGGAAAUCUUAGCCAGGGAAAGUCUUCAAAGACAUGAAAUGACUUUCUACAAUCUGUCACCAGACGCUCACAUUCUGCGCAAUCCUGGAAUUUAUCAUUGGAGAGCUGGUGGUGAAGGCCACAUCAAUGAACCUGGUGCUAUUGCAGCACUUCAGGAAGCAGCUAUAAGCGAAGACAAAAAUGCUUACAAGAAAUUCCGCGACACGACAAUGUUGAGUGUCAAGCAAUGUGCACUUCGCGGACAAUUGGAUUUCGUCACAAAUCGUGAGAAAAUUGACAUUUCUGAAGUUGAAGAUGCAAGUGAAAUUGUUAAACGAUUUGCAACUGGUGCGAUGAGUUUUGGAAGCAUUUCAUUGGAGGCUCAUGCGACACUCGCAGUUUCUAUGAAUCGAAUUGGUGGUAAAAGCAACACUGGCGAGGGUGGUGAGGAUGCUGAUCGUUAUUUGAAUCAAGAUCCGGAAUUUAACAAACGUUCAGCUAUUAAGCAAGUCGCUUCAGGUCGUUUCGGUGUGACAGCUGCUUACAUUGCGAAUUCCGAUGAUUUGCAAAUUAAAAUGGCGCAGGGUGCAAAACCUGGUGAGGGUGGAGAACUGCCAGGCUAUAAAGUGACGAAAGAAAUCGCUUACACACGUCAUUCAGUUGCUGGCGUUGGUUUAAUCUCGCCGCCACCUCAUCACGACAUUUAUUCAAUUGAAGACUUGGCUGAGUUGAUUUAUGACUUGAAAUGUGCAAAUCCCAAAGCUCGAAUCAGCGUCAAAUUGGUGAGUGAAGUGGGUGUUGGUGUUGUCGCAGCGGGAUGUGCAAAAGGAAAAGCUGAACAUAUUGUUGUGUCUGGUCAUGAUGGUGGAACUGGUGCAAGUUCAUGGACUGGCAUUAAAUCAGCUGGUUUGCCAUGGGAAUUGGGAGUUGCUGAGACUCAUCAAGUUCUUGUCCUUAACAAUUUAAGAUCGCGAGUGGUUUUACAAGCUGAUGGUCAACUUCGCACUGGAUUUGAUAUCGUCGUUGCAGCAUUGCUUGGUGCUGAUGAAUUUGGCUUCUCAACAGCUCCACUCAUCGUCAUGGGCUGCACAAUGAUGAGAAAAUGUCAUUUGAACACUUGCCCAGUUGGAAUUGCCACACAAGAUCCCGUCUUGAGGGAGAAAUUCGCUGGAAAACCUGAACACGUCAUCAAUUACUUCUUCAUGAUGGCAGAAGAGAUUCGAGAAAUCAUGGCGAGUCUUGGAAUUCGCAAAUUCCAAGAUUUAAUUGGACGAACCGAUUUGCUGUGUGUCAAGAACGAUCUGACAAAUGAAAAGGCCAACACAUUGGAUCUGCAAAUGGUGCUUAAGAAUGCAUUGGACAUGAGACCGAACACCAACAUUGUUGGUGGUUCUGUCAAACAAGAAUUUGGGUUAGAGAAACGUUCAGACAAUGAGUUGAUUGCCAGAUCGCAAGGCAUCAUUGAUGGUUCAGAGAAAUCGGUGACUAUUGACAUGAAGAUCGUCAAUGAAGAACGUGCAUUUGCAUCGACAUUGAGUUAUCACAUUGCGUGCAAGUAUGGCGAAGAUGGCUUACCCGAUGGAAGUUCAAUCAACAUCAAUCUUCGUGGAUCGGCUGGUCAGAGUUUCUGUGCAUUCUUAGCGAAAGGCGUGAAUGUAAAAUUGAUCGGUGAUGCCAAUGAUUAUGUUGGUAAGAGUUUGAGUGGCGGUCAAAUCAUCAUCACGCCACCACCAGAGUCACCAUUCGAAAGUCAUCUCAAUGUCAUCGUUGGUAAUGUUUGCUUAUACGGCGCGACAAGUGGAAAAGCUUUCUUCAGAGGAAUCGCUGCUGAACGUUUCUGUGUUAGAAAUUCCGGCUGCACUGCUGUUGUUGAAGGUGUUGGUGAUCAUGGUUGCGAAUAUAUGACUGGCGGAAUUUGCGUUAUUCUCGGAUUGACUGGGCGAAACUUUGCUGCUGGCAUGUCGGGUGGAAUUGCUUACGUUUAUGACAUUGACGGGACAUUUAUUGGUGGUAAAGUCAACACUGAAUCUGUUGAACUUGUGCCAAUGGAUCAAAAAGCUGAUCGUGAACUUGUUCAUGGACUUUUGGAAGAAUUCUUUGAGCAUACUGGCUCAGUUAUGGCUAAAGAUAUUCUCAAUUCAUGGCCAGGAAUUUGCUCGAAGUUCGUUAAAGUUUUCCCGUACGAAUAUCAAAAAGCAUUAAAAGCUUUGGAAGUUGAGAAAGCGCAAGUCAAGGAACCGAUCACAAAUGGAAUCGACAGUGAACCAAAAGUCAAAGAUAUCGAAGAAGCAGUUCAAGAUGGCGAUGCUGAACAACGAAAACUUGACAAGAUUCUUGACAAAACGCGAGGCUUCAUUAAGUACAAACGUCAAACCGGAAUCUAUCGUGAUGCUACUGAACGUCAGAAAGAUUACAACGAAGUUUAUAACUUCCAACACGUUCGUAAGAAUCUUCGAGUUCAAGCUGCACGUUGCAUGGAAUGUGGCGUUCCUUUCUGUCAAUCAAACACUCACGGAUGUCCUCUUGGUAAUAUCAUCCCACGAUGGAAUGAUUUGAUCUUCAAUGGCGAAUGGCGUGAAGCUUUAAAUCAAUUACUUCAAACCAACAACUUCCCUGAAUUCACUGGUCGUGUCUGCCCAGCACCAUGCGAAGGUGCUUGCGUCUUGGGAAUUUCUGAACCUGCUGUUACGAUUAAGAACAUUGAAUGUGCUAUCAUUGAUCAUGCAUUUGAACAAGGUUGGAUUGUACCUGAAAUUCCUGACUUCAGAACAGGAAAGAAAAUUGCAAUCAUUGGAUCUGGUCCCGCAGGUUUAGCAGCUGCACAACAAUUAAACAGAGCUGGACACACAGUCACCGUUUUCGAACGAAAUGACAAACCAGGUGGUCUACUUCAAUAUGGAAUUCCAACAAUGAAGCUUUCAAAGGAGGUCGUUAAACGACGAAUUGAUUUAAUGGAAGCUGAAGGCAUCAACUUUAAAUGCAAUUCAAAUAUUGGUGUUAACAUUAAAGCGUCUGAUCUUGUCAGUGAUUAUGAUGCUGUUCUUAUAACAACUGGAGCGACAUGGCCAAGAGAUCUUCCUUUAGCAAAUCGUGAUCUUAAAGGCAUUCAUUUUGCGAUGGAGUUCUUGGAAGCUGGUCAGAAGCAACAACUUGGUACACGCAAAGAUUGCAUAUCAGCUCAAGGCAAAGAUGUCAUAAUCAUUGGUGGUGGUGACACUGGCUGUGAUUGCAUUGCGACAUCAUUGCGACAAGGUGCAAAAUCAAUUACAACUUUCGAGAUUCUUCCAACACCACCAGAAAAACGUGCUGCUGACAAUCCAUGGCCACAAUGGCCAAGAAUCUUCAGAGUUGAUUAUGGUCACGAAGAAGUCAAAGUGAAGUUUGGCAAGGAUCCACGUCAAUACAGUACAACGACAAAGGAGUUCCUUGACGACGGUAAUGGAAACCUGAAAGGUGUAAAUACUGUCGAAGUUGAAUGGACAAAAUCUCCAACUGGUCAAUGGCAAAUGAAGGAAGUUCCUGGAACUGAAAAGUAUUUCCCAGCAGAUUUAAUUUUGUUGGCUAUGGGUUUCUUGGGACCUGAAAAGAACGUCCCAACAGAAAUCGGUUUGCCAUUGGAUAAUCGAGGAAACAUACAAACACCGAAUGGAACUUAUGGAACGCCAAACCCAAAAGUUUUUGCAGCUGGUGAUUGUCGACGUGGUCAAUCGCUGAUUGUUUGGGCGAUUUCUGAAGGUCGUCAAGCAGCCCGUCAAGUUGAUUCCUUCCUUACUGGUCAGCCAAGUACAUUGCCUGGACCAGGUGGUGUUAUAGAUCCUAACAGACCGUUCUAAAUUUGUUUAGAUUUUAACUUGCAAGCUUAAACACUCAAGUUUAAUUCAUUUAUGUUUUUAUGACUAGGUGGCAAUGGCAUGUCAUGAAAUCAACUUUCAUUAAAUGAUGAUGAAUGUUCAAUUGAACUGCUUUGCAAAGUUGUGAAUGCAUUUGAUUAAAAUUUCAAUUAUUCAAUUAAGAGCUUUGGAAAUCUCGGAAAUCAGAACAGCAUUUGUUGCUGUCUUUGACAUGAAAUGAUUUCAGCACAAUUUCUUUUCUAAUUAAGCUUUUUGUUUUUAAAAUUAUCCUUGAAAAUUGAAAUUUUCUUUUUAGUUAAACUUACUUUUUAUUUGAGAAGGUAGAAAAACGAAAUAUUUAAAGAUAUUAAAUAAAAAAGAUUGAAGAUGUAACGGAAAACAAUAAUUAAAUUUUAUCUAUGGUAAUAUUUAAAGUGGCAUUAUGUGAUUAAAAACAUUAAUGUUUAAGAUAUUAUCCACAUCGAUUGAUGAAGGAGAAUAAUUUUGCUUUAAAGCAUCUAGCUGAGAUGUUUAAUUAGUUAUCUAGAUCAUUUUUAAGUAGAUUCUGUGCAAAGCACAAAUGUUUUGGAAUGAUCUCGCUUUGAAGCUUUUCUCUUUAUUCGCUCUUUAUAAGCAGCAUUUUGAUUCUUUCUUAUUAUUUUUUUUACUUGAAUUCUCAUUUUUAGAAACAUUGGAGUUAUUUAAAUAAAGUAAAUAUAUAAAUAAAUAUGUCAUUGAUUUGUUGUUGAAAGAUUUUUCAUUUUAAAAAAAUAUAUCUAUGAAUAUUUAUCACCUAAAAUUCUAAUGUUCAAAUUAUAGUUAUAGAGAUUUGGGAGUGAGUCGACUUUCCCAGGGUGCCACCAUAACGUUAAAUAACGUUAAAAUAAUGUUAUGGUGGUACCCUGAAAAGGACACUUUAACCGAGAUUUGUUCUGUAUCUGCUUGAAACCACAGCCGUCUACUACACUUUAACUAUCUAAUUAAUUUUCAAAAUAAAAACAUUCAUUUUUUCCAUAAAUUUAUCACCGUUUUCAUUUACAAAUCUGCAUAAUUAUCUUACUUAGUUACUAGUAACGAUGGUUAUAUCGUCGUAUAGAACAUAUCGUUGAUUAUCAAUGAUGAAAAAUAGUUGAAGCAGUCCAACUGUCAAUGCAUGAUUAUUUUGUUUAAACAAAAUUUAAUGUCAAUUAAAAUAAUUAAAGUUUAAAAAUAUUUAGACGUACUUAUGGAUAUACUUUGGGUGGAAGAAAUCCUAUAAAAAUUUAAACACCAGAAAAAGAAAUCACUGUAAUAAUAUUUAUUAAAAUCAUAUUCUGCAUCCCAACGCACUUUCACUUGAAAAUUUAAUAUUUUCUGUAAUCUAAAUGAAGCAGAUGCUUCGAAAGUUUCUGAAAAUUUAAAGAUUCUAUUGAAAUAAGAGAAAUAUCGACUCUACAAUGCCGAAGUCAGAAGACAAUAAUUAGAGAAACAUUAGAAUCAUUUCAAAAUAAAAAUUUCACAAGACAUUUAUUAAAAGUUAAGCUUGAUCAGAAUAUAAGACUCUUCAUGAGAGAAAUAAAAAUGACAGAAAGAAAACAAAAAUCUAUAUUAUAUGAUAUGUUAACUUAAUAAUUAAGAUUAUUUGAUCAAUAAAAUGCAAAACUAGGGGA
Clunio marinus is the source of this 8375-nucleotide messenger RNA. The record is from the annotation of a GenBank genome assembly. Lineage: Eukaryota; Metazoa; Arthropoda; Insecta; Diptera; Chironomidae.